GAGUUAGCUACCCUGUUUACGUUUAGUUUACGAAUGUGUUGAUAAAAUAUUUAGAUUUAGAAAUUCUAGAUCCGCUACCACUGUAAUUUCUUCAUCAGAACUUUGUACCAAUCAUAACAGAACUCAUCAAAACAGAUUUUAGUUGUAGACUUGAUUCUAAUAAUACAUUUGUAAACUUCCAAGAUGCCUAGAAGCCGAAGCAGAUCACCGCCUAGUAAACGAGAUAGGAGAAGAUCAAGGUCUCGUUCUAGAGAAAGGCGGCACCGAAAGAAGAGAAGUAGAUCACGAUCACCAAGACAUAGGCCUUCACCUCCACCAAGACACAGGUCUAGAUCCAUUUCUCCUAGGAAAAGGUCAAUAACCCCUCCUAAAAAAAUUAAAGAUAUAGAUCCAGAAAAAAUUGAUCCUAAAGUAAUAGACAUUGAGAAAUCUUCUGUCGACAACAGUAAACUUGAUGGGCUUGAUGAAGAGCAGCUAAACAUGAUGAAACUUAUGGGUUUUUCUACAUUUGAUUCUACUAAGGGAAAAAAAGUUGUUGGCAAUGAUGUUUCAGCUGUGAAUUUACAAAGAAAGAGACGCUACAGGCAAUACAUGAACAGAAGAGGAGGAUUCAAUCGACCAUUGGAUUUUGUAGCUUAAUGUAAAAUAAAUUGUAAUUUUCACCUGUAAAUAUUUUUUCCAGUAAGACUCAUCAUAUCUUGUCACUCAAAGUAAAGUUGGUAAUUGUUUUUAUUUAGAUCGUCUUUGGGUAUCUGUUUUACAAUUUUAGAAUAAUUAAUUUUCAGGAAAGAUUCAUCUGUAGGGCCUACAAUUACAAAUAGCUGUGCAGUCUAAAUUUUCAAAAGGUACUGAUUAGAUUAAUUUGAUAUUUUUUUAAUGCAGUAAAUCACUGCUGUUUAACAGUUCUUAUGUAUUUUUUUUUCUUGAGUCAAGAUUGAUUGAAUAUUAUUUUUUUUACACUGUGUAUGAAUAAAUGAUGUCUGUAAUCUCUA
Messenger RNA from Physella acuta, 992 nucleotides. Its product is annotated as U4/U6.U5 small nuclear ribonucleoprotein 27 kDa protein. The record is from RefSeq and is a predicted model, not a curated record. Gene Ontology annotation, cellular component: precatalytic spliceosome. NCBI's taxonomy places the organism in Eukaryota, Metazoa, Mollusca, Gastropoda, Physidae. Gene Ontology annotation, biological process: RNA splicing.